Molecule: messenger RNA, 1111 nt
Organism: Vombatus ursinus (common wombat)
Lineage: Eukaryota; Metazoa; Chordata; Mammalia; Diprotodontia; Vombatidae
Gene: PLA2G2D
Product: phospholipase A2 group IID
Exons: 6
Coding region: 411-848 (145 amino acids)
Biological process (GO): lipid catabolic process; phospholipid metabolic process; negative regulation of T cell proliferation
Molecular function (GO): phospholipid binding; calcium ion binding
Source: RefSeq, a predicted model, not a curated record
GAGCAAGCUUCCUUGGUUGCCAAGAAGGGCCCAGGGUGGGAUCAAGCAGCUGGGGCAGUGAGAAGGAUGGGACAGUGACUAUAAAGGGGGCUGGCCACCAGCUGGAGGAGUUUACAGAGCUGUGGGCCACCAGGCUCCAACCCCAACAUCUGAGGAAGGACAAACUUGAAGUUAACACCAUCCUGGGAAAUCCAAUAGGGCUCCUGUAUCCCUGCCCCAAGCAUCUAUGAAACCUUGAAGAAACUUGGGCUGGGUGGCAGGAAGAAGAAGGACAUCUCCAACAAGAGCACCCCCAUCAGGACAAGGUCACAGGGUAACUGAACCAGGUAUUCCCUGACCUGUGGUUCAUACAGUUUAUCCAUCCAGCUUGGAGACAGCCCAGACCGACCAUACCAAGACUGUCUUAGACCAUGAAACUGUUACUACUCUGGGUUGUGCUCAUUUUUUCAGGAAGUAUGGUUCCAGGCCAGGGGAGCCUAAUACAACUGACUCAAAUGAUUAAACAGGCAACAGGAAAAAAUCCUGUCUACAGCUACCUGAACUAUGGAUGCCACUGUAGACCAGGGGGCAAAGGUCAACCCAAAGAUGCAACUGACUGGUGCUGCAAGAUUCAUGACUGUUGCUACAAACACCUAAUGCAACAAAGAUGUCAUGUCCUUGUGGACAGGUACAACUACAACUUUAUCGACGGGGACAUCGAGUGCUAUGGGAGGACCCAAUGUGAGAAGGAGACUUGCCAGUGUGACAAGGAGCUUGCCCUCUGCCUGCGGCGAAACUUGGAGAGCUACCAGAGGAACUACCGUUUCUUAUGGAAGACCCUCUGUCAAGAGCAGAACCCAGAAUGCUAGAACGAGGCCCUCCUGUAUCCCUGGUGGGAAGAGAGCCCAGGAUGGGGUUCUAACUCUACCGGGAAACCUUUAAAAAAAAAACAAGCAAAAAAAAAAUAGAGCCUAUACACUGGUUCUGAGAAGUCACUCUUCAGAAUAGACUAGAGUCUCUUAGAUUUCAUGGUACUUCGGGUAAGGGCCCUUCCAUAAGGGCCCUUCUAGCUCUGACCUUCUGUAUCCUAAGGGCCUUCCCAGCUCCAACAUUCUGUGUUCUAAGGCCCUCC